Tinamus guttatus (white-throated tinamou) is the source of this 7452-nucleotide messenger RNA. NCBI's taxonomy places the organism in Eukaryota, Metazoa, Chordata, Aves, Tinamiformes, Tinamidae. The record is from RefSeq and is a predicted model, not a curated record.
GAUAACAUGAUGACCUGACUCUCCUGCCUAUGCAGCACGGGCACUGAUGGGAAAGGAUCCAAUAUGAGUGUAAAUGAUGUUGGAGGCAGACGACGCUUUGAGGAGAGCGAGUACACGCUGCACAUCUACCCCGGGAGUAUUGCCGAAGGGACCAUCUAUUGCCCCAUCACCGCCAGGAAAACCUCAACGGCAGCCGAGGUGAUCGAGUCGCUCAUCAACAAACUCCAGCUAGAGAAGACAAAAUGUUACGUCCUCGCAGAAGUGAAAGAGUUUGGCGGGGAGGAAUGGAUCCUCAACCCUACGGACUGCCCGGUCCAGCGCAUGAUGCUGUGGCCUCGCAUGGCCCUCGAGAACCGCAUCAGCGGCGAGGACUAUCGCUUCCUUCUGCGGGAGAAGAACCUCGAUAUCCACUCCGGCAGCCUCCAGUCGUGGCUGCGGGUGACGGAGGAGCGCCGCAGGAUGGUGGAGCGGGGCUUCCUUCCCCAGCCCCCGCAGAAGGACUAUGACGACUUGUGCAGCCUCCCGGACUUGAACGAGAAAACGCUCCUGGAGAACCUCAGAAACCGCUUUAAGCAAGAGAAAAUUUACACUUAUGUAGGCAGCAUUCUCAUAGUUAUUAACCCGUUUAAGUUUCUACCUAUUUAUAAUCCCAAAUAUGUUAAAAUGUACGAUAACCAUCAGCUGGGAAAGCUGGAGCCCCACAUUUACGCUGUGGCGGAUGUGGCCUACCACGCCAUGCUGCAGCGGAGGAAGAACCAGUGCAUCGUGAUCUCGGGCGAGAGCGGGUCGGGAAAAACCCAGAGCACCAACUUUCUGAUUCACCACCUCACUGCCCUCAGCCAGAAAGGAUUUGCUAGCGGAGUAGAACAGAUUAUUCUUGGAGCUGGACCAGUGCUUGAGGCUUUUGGAAAUGCCAAGACAGCCCACAACAACAACUCGAGCCGCUUUGGCAAGUUUAUCCAAGUGAAUUACCAGGAGACGGGCACUGUGCGCGGAGCUUAUGUUGAAAAGUAUCUCCUAGAGAAAUCCAGACUAGUCUAUCAGGAACACAAUGAACGGAACUACCAUGUAUUUUAUUACCUCCUGGCAGGAGCGAGCGAGGAAGAAAGAUCCGCUUUUCAUCUUAAGCAGCCUGAGGAGUAUCAUUACCUCAACCAGGACUGCUUCUCCGUCGAAGGGGAGGACCUGAAGCACGACUUUGAGCGCUUGCAGCUAGCCAUGGAGAUGGUGGGCUUCCUCCCCAAGACUCGCAGGCAAAUCUUCUCUCUCUUGUCUGCGAUACUACAUUUGGGUAACAUCCGCUACAAAAAGAAAACGUAUCGGGACGAUUCCAUCGACAUUUGUAACCCCGAAGUACUGCCGAUCGUCUCGGACCUGCUGGAGGUGAAAGAAGAGAUGCUGUUUGAGGCCCUGGUUACCAGAAAGACGGUGACUGUAGGAGAGAAGCUCAUCUUACCAUACAAACUAGCAGAGGCCGUGACUGUGCGAAAUUCCAUGGCUAAAUCCUUGUACAGUGCCCUGUUUGACUGGAUUGUGUUUAGGAUUAACCACGCGCUUCUGAAUUCAAAGGACAUGGAGGAAAACACCAAGACUUUAUCCAUUGGCGUACUUGAUAUUUUUGGCUUUGAAGAUUAUGAAAAUAAUAGUUUUGAACAAUUCUGCAUUAACUUUGCCAAUGAGCGCUUGCAGCACUACUUUAACCAGCACAUCUUCAAACUUGAGCAGGAGGAAUAUAGAGCAGAAGGCAUUAGCUGGCACAACAUAGACUACAUAGACAACUCCGGCUGCAUAAACCUCAUCAGCAAGAAGCCAACGGGCCUGCUCCAUCUGCUGGACGAGGAAAGCAAUUUCCCCCAAGCCACGAACCAGACGCUGCUGGACAAGUUCAAGCGGCAGCACGAAGGCAACUCCUACAUUGAGUUUCCAGCGGUCAUGGAACCGGCUUUCAUCAUCAAACACUACGCGGGCAAAGUGAAAUACGGAGUAAAGGAUUUCCGCGAGAAAAACACGGAUCAUAUGCGGCCGGACAUUGUCGCUCUGCUGAGGAGCAGCAAAAAUGCCUUCAUCUGCGGCAUGAUAGGGAUCGACCCGGUGGCCGUGUUCCGCUGGGCGGUCCUCAGGGCGUUUUUCAGGGCGAUGGUGGCGUUUAGGGAGGCUGGAAAGCGCUAUGUUGAGAAGAAAACCGGGCAUGAUGAUGCAGUGCCGUGUGCGGUUUUGAAAAGUGUGGAUAGUUUUAGCUUUCUCCAUCACCCAGUGCAUCAGAGGAGCUUAGAGAUCCUGCAGAGAUGCAAGGAGGAGAAGUACAGUAAGGCUCCAUAUCCCGCCGUCCUCUCUGAUCCCACGCUCACGUCAGGAAAUGGAAACCAGAAAAACUAUCUUUUGUGCAUCGGCGUCGGCUGGAACGGCAGGAUGGGCAUUCGGCACAGCAGGCUCUCCAGCCCGAGCUCCUUCCUAGACAAAGAUGGAAUAUUCGUUAAUUCCACCAACAGCAAGCUGCUGGAGAGGGCCCAUGGCAUUCUCAUGCGAAAUAAGAACUUCAAAGCCAAACCAAAUCUCCCAAAGCAUAUGCUGGAUGUGAAAUCCCUCAAGCACCUGACAAACCUGACGCUGCACGAUCGCAUUACAAAGUCCUUGCUCCAUCUCCACAAGAAGAAGAAACCACCCAGCAUCAGCGCCCAGUUUCAGGCAUCGCUCAACAAGCUGAUGGAGACGCUUGGCCAGGCAGAGCCCUAUUUUGUCAAGUGCAUUCGCUCUAAUGCCGAGAAGCUCCCGCUGGGGUUCAGCGACAGUCUGGUGCUCAGGCAGCUGCGGUACACGGGAAUGCUGGAGACAGUGCGGAUUCGCCAGUCAGGAUACAGCUGCAAAUACUCCUUCCAGGAUUUCGUCAACCAUUUCCAUGUCCUCUUGCCACAAGGAAUCAGCCCAUCCAAACCCAAUAUCCAUGAUUUCUUCCGGAAAAUAAAACUCGAUCCAGACAAUUAUCAAGUUGGAAGGACAAUGGUUUUUGUGAAGGAACGGGAGCGGCAGCUCUUGCAGGACCUGCUUCAUCAGGAGGUGCUCCGGAGGAUCACGCUGCUGCAGCGCUGGUUCCGCAGCCUGCUCUGCAGGCGGCAGUUCCUCAGCUUGCGCCAAGCUGCCCUGCUCCUACAGCGGUCCUGGCGCGGCUAUCGGAGCCGGAAGCGAGGCGAGGCGGCCCCGGACCCUCUGGCCCUGGGCAAAGCGGCGCUCGUCCUCCAGGCCCACUGGCGGGGCUUCGUGGAGCGGCGGCGCUUGCUGCACAUGCACGUGGCGGCCCAGCUCAUCGUCAUCGGCCUGCAAGCGGCCUGCAGGGGCUACUUGGCGCGGCAAAGGUACAGAGCUUUAAAAGAGCAGAGAUUAAAAGAGAGACAGCUGGAGAACAGCCUGAUAAUUAGAGAAGAGGAUGGACUGGAGGCAAAUGAUGCUUUGGAAAUUAAGGGCUCAGACCCAUCCAAGUGGGAGGACGGCUCCUUUGAAGAGAGAGUGAGAGCUAUAGAGGAGCAUAAGUUGCUGAUCGAGAAUAAUCGGCUGAAUCAUGCAGACCCCUUGGAUAAUACUGGAAGUUUAUUAUACAAAAGGCAUGAGAGAGCCAGUAGCCAGAGUGGUAUGGACACUGAGGAGGAAGUAGUCGUGAGAGAGAGACCCAAGUCUUUGGAGGAUCUCAACCAGAAAAAAGUGGUUCGUGCCAAAAGAGAAAGCCGGAGGAUGCGGGAGUUGGAACAGGCAAAAUUUAGCUUGGAAUUGCUAAAGGUCCGGUCCACUGCUGAGGCACUUCAUUCCUCUCAGGGAACCCCGGAGAGUGAAAGCUCUCAAGGGAGCUUAGAGAUGUUAAGCUGUGAAGAUACCCCGAGUAAACUUGUUUCCUUAGUUUUAGAAGAGCAAGAUGUGCCUUUGUUUUCCACGGGCACCCAGGACUCUCUCCCUAGUACUCCCCAGCCUCAGUGGCAGGACAAGUCUUUCUGCACAGCAGACGUGAACAGCAAUUUAUCCAGUUGCAAAAGGAGGCCAUCGGACUCGGAGCUACCCGACAGUCAAGCUACUAAGGAGCGCGAGGUCUGUGAUCCUCCCAGUGUUACCUACAAGAUGCAGCCCAGAGAAACCUUCCUUUCCAGUAACCUACCGACCUUCUACAUCCCACCCCAGGACAACUCGAAAGCAAAGCAGUCAUUGCUGGAGAAUAACCUGAGGAACAAGCCAGUUGAAAGAGAAGAGAAAACAGUUAUAUUCCCUGAGAUCAUGAAGGACUCUGAGUCCAACAAGCAAGACCGGGGCAAAACCUUGGGAGGGGAGGUAGGGGAAAAGCCUCCUACCAAGAGAGAGGAACAUGGGACAGGUAUUGGGAUACAGACCCAUUCGCCGGACUCGGUAAUCAAGAGACUGGAAAGACUCAAUGUGGAGAAAGAGGAACGACAAAAGCAGCUUCAGCUGCAAAAUGAGAAGGAGAUGAUGGAGCAGAUCCGCCAGCAGAAAGAAAUUCUGGAGCAACAACGCAAAGCCUUUGAGCAGCUUGAGAGACAAGGGAGGGUGGAAGCUCUGCAGAGGCUUGAGGCGAGCAGAGUCAGGGACCCGGCUCUCAAACCAUCCAAACGACCAGAGAGCCGGCCCCAGUCUGCCCUCAUCCUGCAUCCCCAGAGCAGAGGGGAGACGGGCCUCCCUGCGGGGAUAACUCCCUCCUCGGUCCAUAUUAAAGGUCUCACUGUUGGGAACAGAGGAGCGUCUCCGGCCCACAGCGCUUCCAAAGACAGACCUGUCAGCAUGUUCAUGGAGCGAAAGGAAGGGCAGGCCGGAAUGGCGCUCGAACCCCCCCGGGUGGAGCGGCCCAGCUCCAAACUGCCUCUGGACUCCAGGGAUCUCCCGGACAGCCACUUUUCCCGGGCAGAGCGCCUGAGGCAGCCCCGCAUGCCCACCCAGGCUGCCGAUGACACAAGGGCAGGCGCUAUGUUCUUCACACCAAAAGACACUGCCUUCGGCCUCCACAGGGAAGCGAGCCCACAGUGCCUUCCCAAGGGGGAACCAGCCAGGAAGCCGUUCAAGAUACCUGGGUCUGGCCGAGGAGAGGUUGCCAGACCGACCCAUAAAAAGAAAGCCCGCAUGGCGCGGACGCGCUCCGAUUUCUUGACUAGAGGUACUUGUGCUGAUGGGGAGGGGGAUACGGAGGAAGAUGAUUACGAUGACAAUUUUGAGUUCCUUCUCUCCUCUGACCAACCUCCUCAUGCUGAGACAGGGCCUGCAGCCAGGCUCGGGCAGGCCUGUUACAGUGACUCCGAAAUGACCGUACAGCGAUUUGCAUCUGGUGAAGGCCAAACGAAGCUUCAUAAAACUAUGUCUCAGGGGGAGAUUGGGAAGUUGGCAGUUGCACAGAAGACCCUGGCUCCAGAUGGGAGGCCUCAACGAGCCAAGAUGAGAUUCUGGGUAAAGGGGAAGCAGGGGGAAAAGAAGACGCCGCGGGAGAAGCUUGCUACCCAGUCUGAGCUGCUUGAGCUCUACGCAGAGCAAGAAGCACCGAGCAGAGAGGUGGUUCCUGGCCUGCAUCUCGGGGAAGAGUUGGGUCCUCACCAUCUGACACCCCCACGGAGUCCGGAGCUGUCGGGACUUUAUCGGAAGGAGUUUAAGGAGAACAAAGAGCCGUCUCCCAAAGUGAAGCGCAAGCGCAGCGUCAAGAUCAGCAACGUGGCUCUGGAGCCCGUGCAGUGGCAGAACGACUCGCUGCAGAUCAUAACCAGCGCUAGUGACUUGAAAAGCAUGGACGAGUUUCUCCUGAAAAAGAUGAAUGAACUGGAUAAUGAGGACAGCAAGAAGGACACUUUGGUGGAUGUCGUGUUCAAAAAAGCCCUGAAGGAGUUCCGCCAGAACAUCUUCAGCUUUUACUCCUCGGCAUUAGCAAUGGAUGAUGGGAAAAGCAUCCGGUAUAAGGACCUGUAUGCCUUGUUUGAGCAGAUUUUGGAGAAGACCAUGCGGCUUGAACAGAGAGACUGGAGCGAGUCUCCAGUUAAAGUCUGGGUCAACACCUUCAAAGUCUUUCUGGAUGAAUAUAUGAUAGAGUACAAGCCCCUGGACUACACUGCAGUGAAGGUGCCAAAAACGGAGAGAAAAAAGAGAAGAAAAAAAGAGGCAGAUGUGGUGGAAGAGCACAACGGGCACAUUUUUAAGGCCACGCAGUACAGCAUCCCCACCUACUGUGAAUAUUGCUCCUCCUUGAUCUGGAUCAUGGACAGGGCUUCUGUUUGUAAAUUGUGUAAAUAUGCUUGUCACAAGAAGUGCUGUCUUAAAACCACGACCAAGUGCUCCAAAAAGUACGAUCCGGAGCUGUCGUCUCGGCAGUUCGGCGUGGAGCUCUCCCGGCUCACCAGCGAGGAGCGAGCGGUGCCGGCGCUCGUGGAGAAGCUCAUCAACUACAUCGAAAUGCACGGGCUGUACACAGAGGGCAUCUACAGAAAAUCAGGGUCCACCAACAAGAUCAAGGAGCUGCGGCAAGGGCUCGAUACAGACAUUGACAACGUCAAUUUAGACGACUACAACAUCCACGUCAUCGCCAGCGUGUUCAAGCAGUGGCUCAGAGAUCUACCCAACCCUCUCAUGACCUUCGAGUUGUACGAGGAGUUCCUGCGAGCUAUGGGCCUGCAGGACAGGAAGGAGACGGUCCGGGGGGUGUAUUCAGUCAUUGACCAGCUGUCCCGCACCCACCUCAGCACCCUGGAGCGCCUCAUCUUCCAUCUCGUGAGGAUUGCCCUCCAGGAAGAGACCAAUCGAAUGUCAGCGAAUGCCUUGGCGAUUGUGUUUGCUCCGUGUAUCCUGCGCUGUCCUGAUACGACAGACCCACUACAGAGCGUUCAGGACAUCAGCAAAACGACCACUUGCGUAGAAUUAAUCGUCAUAGAGCAGAUGAACAAGUACAAGGCUCGUCUCAAGGACAUCAACAGCCUGGAGUUUGCUGAGAACAAAGCAAAGAGCCGCCUCUCCUUGAUCCGCAGAUCAAUGAAACCCGUACUAAUUGCAGUUAGAUUUAUGAGCAUAACCCGCAGUUCGAUCCCGGGCAAAGGCCGUGUACGGCGCGGCACCUACCCUAGCCCCACGUCUCCCGUCGCCGUCCGCCUGCCCUCAGUGUCCGACGUCCCCGAGGAGACCAUGAGCAGCGAGGAGGCCAUGGAGAUGGAUGUCACGGAGCAGCAGCAAGCGGCCAUGCAGCAGGAAGAGAGGGUGCUCACAGAGCAGAUCGAAAGCUUACAGAAGGAGAAGGAGGAGCUGACGUUCGAGAUGCUGACGCUGGAGCCACGGGCCUCCGAUGACGAAACGCUGGAGUCCGAAGCCUCUAUCGGCACCGCUGACAGCUCCGAGAAUUUGAACUUUGACUCCGAAGGAGGCAUCUCCGACCGUUCAGGUAAACCCAACGUGUGGCUGUGCCCGGGCGCAUUUGGCAACGAGUUCAUGGUGUGA